Messenger RNA from Sinocyclocheilus grahami, 3644 nucleotides. It is a transcript of the gene odf2b, whose product is annotated as outer dense fiber of sperm tails 2b. NCBI's taxonomy places the organism in Eukaryota, Metazoa, Chordata, Actinopteri, Cypriniformes, Cyprinidae. The record is from RefSeq and is a predicted model, not a curated record. Gene Ontology annotation, cellular component: centrosome. Gene Ontology annotation, biological process: regulation of cilium assembly. Bases 1102 to 3552 code for a protein of 816 amino acids. The transcript is spliced from 19 exons.
GUGCAACCUUAAGCAAAUGCUGUUUAAAGUAAACAACCUCAUAUAUUUUAUAGACAUUGUGAAUGGGUUUUAGAGGAUUGUUUUGAAAUCAUCCAAUUUUUUCCAUCUGUGAACUAGUUUGUAGCUUGAAAACAGGUUACUGACUAAUUUAUAAUCUGGUAAUUUAGUCCAUUUUUCAGCAAAUGACAGUUAAUUUCUUUCCACAAGUUACUGUUUCUUGUUCUUUUGAAUAUCUGUUUUGUUCCUUUUGUCAUACUGAAGUGCUGCCACUCUCAUCACUUUUAGGGUUGUUAGGUAUUUAGGUUACCUAAGCAGAUGAGCUCAGCCCUGAUACAUCACUGUAGAUCUAUGCUUCUGUCUACCUCAGUUUGCAUUACUGUUCUCUGGUUCAUAAGUGUCCAGUCUUAGGUUGCAGUGACUUUAAGAUCUGUGGUUUACUGAAUGUUCAUAUUAAUGCGUUUCAACCUUGGGAUUUCAAGGGGUUUAACUUAAAACUGUGAUCUUACUGAGUAAUGGUUUAAAUGUGAAAGUUGCUUUGGACAUUUGGAGUGUCCAGUUAACCAAGAACUUUUGCCUAUGCAUCAUAUUUUGAUUCGACAAAAGUGAUACAUUUUUGUCAAUUAAAUAAAGUAAAACCUCAGUAAAUAAAACCUCAAGCAGAUGGUUGUCAGCUGGUUAGUCAUGUUUUUUCUCGAAAUAAUUAAGCGAACGCAUGUUAGAUAAGACUCUAGUGUGUAAUUCAUUCUAAUGUCACCACAACUGAUUGUGAAUAAAAUGGCAAUUUAUGUAUGAGAAAAUUUCACGGACAAAGGUUAUAAUAGGAGGCACAUAGCAACGCGUCGUUGGCAUAGAAACCUAAUCAGCUUCAGUUCAUUGGGCGUUAAACACACUUCUCAAAUCUUUGUCGCUGAAGUUUCGAACCAGCCAAUCAGAAGCAAAACAGAAUGUAGAAGGCGGGAUUUAGAGCGUCAGACGCGUCUCCGAUUGGCGGCUAUUGUCCAUGCGAAAGUCUACCGGGUACUGCAAACAACACCACACGGGGAACGCAACGUUGCAUACUUGUAUUAAGACAAAUAAAGAUCGCCCUACUGAAUUAAAGGGAUGAAAACACGGUCGCCUUCUCCACCCGUCCAUGUUCAUGUCCCAGACUCAACAUCUGUGCAUGUCCACCUGAAGAAGAGUCCACAGAAAAGCCAGCAGGGGAAAGUGAGCAAUUUACGAUCCACUGCCAGUGUAAAGGUCCGAGCCCCCUGGGUUCCUCCUGGAAAGGCUUCAAGACGAAGAGAAUACAAAUGGGAGGGGCCUACUCGCUGCUUAGAGAUCACCCCGGGACGGGCCACUGACCCUUCUUCGCCUCCUCUGCAGCUCACUGACCUGUCCAGUGAAGAGGACGAUGCGAGAGGAGUAAUCGACAAAUAUGAGAGAAAAAUUGAAAGUCUAAUGUCAGAGGUUGACUGUAUAAAAAGUGAGGUAUGGUUACGGCAGGCAGAGGACCACUUAAAGCACCAGUCACAGCAGUUGAGCGCCUGUCGGCGUUUGAUUGAUCAGCAUGAGGAAAGACUUGAAGAAGCCAGCAAGGACUUGAGGAGGACAAAGCGCGAGAAUGCUGAUCUGCGAAGCACUGUAGAUGGGACGCAGGCUGAGUCUGGACAUAUGCGAUCAGAAACAGGACCUCCACACCAGGAGAUAGAAACUUUGCAGAGGAAACUGGUGGAAGCUGAGAUAGACGGCCAGGCUGUAGCCAAACAAGUGACAGCACUGAGGGAAACCGUGGGCAAACUUAAGAAGUCAAAGAUGCACUCUGAUCAGUUGGGUCGUCAACAUGAGCUACUAGAGCAAAAGUUGGACACGUUUGUGGAGACAAACCGCACUCUCAGACGGCUUUUGAGGGAACAGCAUGGACGAGAGACAGAUGCACUGAGGUUGUCUGAUGAGAAGGAGAUGCUAAUGAGAAAACUUGCUGAAUCUGAGGCUGAGAAAAGGAAACUUCAGACUAAACUCAACCACAGGGACAGAGAGGCCAAUGAGAUGGCUGAGAAUUUGGAAAAUGAAAAGGAUCAUCUGAGGACUGCAGGAGAGCUGCCAAGGGUUCUUGAAUCCACCCGCAGUCGCUUGCAGAAUCAGCUGUACAAGAAAGAAGCUGAGAAUAACCGGCUGGAGGCUCAGAUUCAAAGGCUGGAAGAGACACUGCAGCGUCAGCAGGAGGAGGUGCAAGGCCUGCUGGAGCAGAUGAGAGAGCUGAAGCAGCAUUGUGAAGGAGACAGAGACGUCCACAAACGGGUCUUGGAGGACCAGAGGAAACAAGCUGAACAAAGUGUGAAUACAGCUGCACAGCUCUCUGCAGAACUCCUGGACAAGGAGGCUCAGUUAGCAGAGGCUCUCUCCACUGCUGAGGAGCUUCGGCAGCGCUACUCCAAACAGAACAGAGAGAAAAGCCAGCUGGAGUUGGAGAUCACCACCUUAAAUAAUCGCCUCAUUGAGUUGAGUGAACAGCUGUGCAGUUGUAAGGAGAAGUCCUGCGCAGAGAGAGAGGGGCUUCUCAGCCGUCUGCACUUCCUCACCUCAGAGAACACAGCCACCAAACUGGAAAACCAGAGACUCAAGAGCACUCUGUCAGCCACAGAGGACAGACUGUCUUUGUCUCAGACAGAGGUGCAGCAGCUGAAGAUUUCUCUCAGAGACUUCGAGAGUCUGGUAGAGGGUUACAAGAGUCAGUUGCAAAAGACACGCUUGGAGUCAGAGGAGUACACUUUGAGGCUGGAGAUGGUGGAGAAGGAAGCACAGAGUGACCGCGAGGAGAUGGAAAGAGAGGUGGAACAGAGCCGCAAGCAGCUCCAUGCUCGGCUGAAGGAAAUGGAGAUGCUGCGUGAAGCUCUGAAGCGCUUGGAGAACGAGCUCAGGGAGGCCAGAGAGAACAUGCACAUCCAGGACAGGAGAAACACAGAGCAGAACAGCACUCUGUCUGAGCUCAGAGUCAAGAUGGAGCAGCACAGUUGUAAAAUAGAGAAUCUCCAGGAGAAGAACUUAUUUCUACUUGAAGAGAACAUGCAGUUGAAACGCUCCAUGGAAGGCACUGAAAGGUCUCCGGCACAUCUGCUGAAGAUGGAGGAUGUGAGCACUCAGAACAGGGAUCUGCUUCAGGUUGUCGCUAAGCGUGAAGAGACCAUCCACAACACGCAGCUGCGUCUGGAGGAGAGGAGCCGGGAGUGUGACUCCCUCUACAGACAGCUGGAGCAGGCCAGGGAGGAGGCGCAGAGACAGGUGGGCCAGAGCCUGGAGCGGGUGCUGUCCAAAGAAUGCUCAGCUCAGUCUAAAAUGCUGGAUUUGGAGAGUCAGCUGAGCCUGGCUAAAAAUGAGCUGGGUCAGCUGCGCCGCAGCAAAGAGGAUAUGGAGAAGCGAUUUCAGUGCAAACUUCAGGACAUGAAGAACCAGUUGGAGCAAGUGAACAGCGCCAACCGCAGCCUGCAGAACUACGUCCACUACCUUAAGGCUUCAUACACCAAUGUGUUUGGAGACUCCGCUUUAACAAGCUCACUAAAUCCCCACAUCUAAACCACGAAUGAGCCAGUUCUUUAUUUAAUGCAGUUAUUCUAAGACUUUAAAAGACCUCAGUGAUUUCUUCUGAUGAUCUUUUAAUAAAAAAA